AUGUUAGUACCUGUUAGUUUAUGCAUUGGUACCUUAAUAAUCAUAUGCAUAACUCACUGGGUUUAUAGAUGGAGAAACCCCAGAUGCAAUGGGAAACUUCCUCCCGGUUCUAUGGGUUUCCCAUUUAUUGGCGAAACUCAUCGGUUUUUUACACCAACUACUUCGUCUGAUAUUCCUCCUUUCAUGAAAGAAAGAAUGGAAAGAUAUGGUCCCGUUUUCAAAACUAGUUUGGUUCGACAAUCUUUCAUCGUAUCAACAGAUCGUGAAGUCAAUCACAUGAUCAUGUCCCAUCAAGAAGGCCAAUCAUUUGAAUUUUGGUAUCCUGAAACUGUUAAAACAAUAUUAGGGCAAGCAAGUUUAUUGACAUUAAAUGGGUCGAUUCAUAGGUACAUAUGGAACAUGGUUUUGAGUCUUGUUGGUCCCGAAAGUCUGAAACAAAAGCUGCUCCCUCAUAUAGUACAUGGGGUAAAAAGAAAUCUGUUGCUGUGGGGGAAUCAGGAUACAGUAGAUUUGAAAGAAGCCGUAUCGAAGAUGAUAUUUGAACUGACCGCAAGGAAACUCAUCAGCUACGAAUAUGAUCCAACCAAGCCCUCAGAGAACCUAAGAGAAUGUUUUGCUGCAUUCAAUGAAGGAUUGAUUUCUUUCCCACUCGACAUUCCUGGGACGGCGUACCACAAAUGCUUACAGGGUCGCAAGCACGCAAUGAAGAUCCUGAAAGCUAUGCUACAAGAGAGACGAAAAAUACCUAAAAGUUGUCCAGAAGAUUUCUUUGAUCAUGUCCUGGAUGAAUUGAAGAAUGAAGGAACAAAGCUAACCGAAGCAAUUGGAUUAGACUUGAUGUUUUUGCUUCUCUUUGCCAGCUUAAAGACAACUUCUAUAUCAACAACUUUUGCCAAUAAGUUACUUACAGAGAACCCUGCAGUGUUGGAAGAAUUAACGGAAGAAAAACAUGAUGCAAUCAUCCGUAGUAGAAAAAACGAAGAUGCACAACUCACAUGGAAAGAAUACAAAUCAACGAAAUUCACAAUUAAGGUUAUUAAUGAGUCAGUGAGACUGGCAAAUAUUGUUCCUGGAGUUUUCAGAAAAGCAUUGAAAGAUGUACAUAUAAAGGGAUACACAAUACCAGCAGGGUGGGCUGUCAUGCUAUGCAUUCCGUCAGUGCAUCUGAAUCCUUCCGAGUACAAAGAUCCCCUUGAAUUCAAUCCACAUAGAUGGGAUGGUGUGGAGUUAAAUGGAGGAACAAAAGAUUUCAUGGCUUUUGGAGCUGGUCAGAGAUUUUGUGUUGGAACAGACUUUGCUAAGCUUCAGAUGGCUGUUUUCCUUCAUUUCUUGGUUACGAAAUACAAGUGGAAAACAAUCAAAGGAGGAGAUAUUACCCGGAUUCCUGGUGUAACAUUUCCAAAUGGUUUUCACAUUAAAAUCUCAGAAAAGAAUACCUGAAAUUAUGUACGGGUUAUUCGUUGAUGCAGUUCAGAGACUGUGCCCA
Molecule: messenger RNA, 1486 nt
Organism: Papaver somniferum (opium poppy)
Lineage: Eukaryota; Viridiplantae; Streptophyta; Magnoliopsida; Ranunculales; Papaveraceae
Product: cytochrome P450 87A3-like
Exons: 9
Coding region: 1-1440 (479 amino acids)
Biological process (GO): sterol metabolic process
Molecular function (GO): heme binding; oxidoreductase activity, acting on paired donors, with incorporation or reduction of molecular oxygen; monooxygenase activity
Source: RefSeq, a predicted model, not a curated record